AUGCGUAUCCACCAUCGCGCACCAAAGUCUCCGGAAUUUACGACCCCAUUUGCACCGCUUCAACUAGCGGCAGAAGAUGAGGCACAGCUUGAGGCGGUAGCACGGAUUUUCGUUCAGAACACUGUCAUUCAGUAUGAAAAAUUCAUCAAGCAGGACCGUCGAAAGGUAGACGGUAACCACUGGAAGUGCAUUAAGCAGGAGCGUGAGCUUCGGGUAUUUCUUCAGCGCCGGCGAAAGGACGUCGAGCGCCGCAUGCGUCGACAAGUGCGACUCCGAAACUUCCGAAACCGAAGCUCAAACGCAGCGGAUUUUUCCGGCACGGAAUUGUGUAAUCCUAGCAUAGGUAGUCGCGACAGCAGUUGCUGCAGUGUCUCGAGCCUCUUCAGUCGCAAAACAGGCAGCUUUUCGAGCAAUUACAGCAAGACCAAUAGUUACGAUAGUAGGUCACCGACGCCCAGUAACAUGUCCAGCAUUGAAGCAAGCCCAGCAACACUACUGGGUGUGGAGCUGCCGAUAUUGCAGCUUGUGGGUUCCGUACCAGGUUCACUGGAUGACGCGAUGUACGGUGCUCUUGGUGCGACAGUUGAUGUUAUGCGUGUGAAGAGUGCAUAUGAACGCGACAACAUUACGGACGGUGCUGUGUUGGCUACAAUUACAACGCCUACUACGGCCGAUCCGUUCCGAUCAUUAACGAUCAAGUGGAUCGAGCAAGAAGGUCCAACGAUCGACUACCAUCGCUAUCACUCGUUGCACUAUCCUGUGACACUUCCAGGUGCAGGAUCACGAGAGGAUCUAAUCUUUCUGGAAGCUACCGGUACAACGACGUUGUCGACAGGAGAGCGCGUUGGAUUUCAACUACGCCAUUCAGUACACUUCCCUCAGACUCAUGUCCGACAAAACGUGCGGCGGGGGAAUAUGUCUACGUGCACGAUUUUUCGCAAUGGCGAUGCCAUUACGACUGAAACCCGAGGAGGUCCGUCUCGUGGAUCAGUAGAAAUCUUUGCUCGCGCUUGUUUAAGCGGUGGAAAUGCUGCUGUUCGAUCUACGACUGCCGCAAUGGCAGCAACCGGUACGGUUGUUCUGUGUGGACGAAUGAAGAAACUUGCGUGGAUGCUCGCACAGCGCCAGCCCUCAGUUGAACCAUUAAUGGGGUAUGUCGCACAGCAAACGAGUCUUUCUGCACUCACCCGCUCGCUCCCGCAACGCAAAGCUCGACGUGGGUCGCUUACGGUCACAAUCUCCACUGCUGCCGCUGCCGCCAUGUCAGUGACCGACAGCAAGUUGUGCGUGACUUGCAAAAAGCGUGGUCCCUGGUUCAGUGCGCACAGCAACAAGAAGAAACCAGCGACCACAUGCCAAUUGUGCUGGCGUUUCGUGUGUUCGUCUUGCCGCUCAAAGAAGACGGUUAUGAACUGCAUCACUGGUGCGAGACGUGACGAUCGUCUCACAACGCACGUCGUACAGCGUGGAGUCACAUUGUGUAAUGUUUGCGUGCACCAAUCGAUGGUAGCAACAAGUGCUCGGGACGUGGCUCGAGAAGAGAUCGAAGCUGAUCCAAAGCGUUGGCGAUUCCCGUCACAAGGUGACGUUCGAGAGCGCUCAUCGGAUAGAAAUUUGCAAGCGCAUUUGCUAGCGCAGUUCCUAAGCUCCACACGCGGUACAAGCGCUUUGAAACCGAUAUCGGUUGUUUCACUGCGCUCUGAACUAGCUGUGAAUGAUCUAUUUGGGUGUUGUGCUUGA
Peronospora farinosa is the source of this 1740-nucleotide messenger RNA. The record is from the annotation of a GenBank genome assembly. Lineage: Eukaryota; Oomycota; Peronosporomycetes; Peronosporales; Peronosporaceae.